Molecule: messenger RNA, 1167 nt
Organism: Cucumis sativus (cucumber)
Lineage: Eukaryota; Viridiplantae; Streptophyta; Magnoliopsida; Cucurbitales; Cucurbitaceae
Exons: 4
Cellular component (GO): chloroplast
Source: RefSeq, a predicted model, not a curated record
UUUAAAGUUAGUGUUGAAAGAAGGAAGGGAAUUGGUGAAAUUGAGCAUAGUUGUGAGUUAGCCCAAUUAUUACUCUCUCAUAACCUAAAAAGCCCAUUUCUCUAUCAGUCCAUUGCCACCUACCGAUGCUCAUUAUCCCUUCUUCCUUCUCCGCAACAACCUCCACCGCCACACCCCCAUUCCACCGUCAUUCACUCGCCGACACGCACCACUACCCACCACAUUCCCUCAUCUUCCGCCCAGGGUCUACCAGUUUUGAAGUAUGAACAUCGGAGGGUUGGAUUAAAAUAUCAGCAUACACCAAUUGUUUCCUUAUACGGUAGCAAGGGAAAGGGCAGUGAUGAUGGGGGUUCUCCAUGGAAAGGUUUGGACAAAGUUGUUGAAAGUUUUAAGGGACGAUCAGUAGAAGAUGUCUUGCGACAACAAAUUGAAAAGAAAGAGUUCUAUGAUGGUGGAGAUGGUGGCAAAAGACCUCCAGGUGGCGGCGGCGGCAGUGGUGGUGGCGACAGCGGUGAUGGUGGCGAGGAUAGCUCUAGUGGAUCUGAGGAUUAUAGUCUCACAGGAAUUAUGGAUGAAAUACUGCAAGUCAUUCUGGCGACCCUCGGCUUAGUUUUCGUAUACAUUUAUAUACUCAGUGGGGAAGAGCUAUCGCGAUUAGCGAAGGAUUACAUAAAGUAUCUAUUUGGAGGAAGCAAGAGUGUGCGUUUGAAGCGAGCGAUGUACAACUGGGGAAAGUUUUACCAAAGCCUCAUGAAAAAGAAGAAAUAUGAUCAAUAUUGGCUGGAGAAAGCUAUUCUUAGCACUCCAACAUGGUGGGAUAAUCCUGAUAAGUAUAUGCCUAAGAAGGCACAGAAUCAGAAACAGAAUGUUGCAUCAGAUGAUUAUGAUGAAACCGAUUACCUAGACUCUGAUUAUGGUGAAAUUGAUUUCUAAAGUCUGAUUAUGGUGAAAUCGAUUAAGUAAAGUCUGAUGAUGAGGAAUUCUGAAUCCUUCUGCUUUUCUGUAAACCAACCUGAUGUGUCUUUUUCUGCUGUCAAUUUUUGUUUUCUGAGAUGCUAAAUUUGAUAUGUUAUGUUGUAGGAUCUUGGUGGACUGAUGUACAUAACAUGAGAUUUUGUCACUUUUUAUAAUGUUCUUAGUUAUGUGAUCUCAAAGUCUUUCUGGUGA